Messenger RNA from Trichogramma pretiosum, 771 nucleotides. RefSeq lists its product as uncharacterized. The record is from RefSeq and is a predicted model, not a curated record. Gene Ontology annotation, cellular component: BLOC-1 complex; transport vesicle; extrinsic component of membrane. The transcript has 5 exons. Bases 308 to 685 code for a protein of 125 amino acids. Gene Ontology annotation, biological process: intracellular transport. Lineage: Eukaryota; Metazoa; Arthropoda; Insecta; Hymenoptera; Trichogrammatidae.
AUGCAAUAACGAGAACAGCUGGUUGUUGUCAUCGCUGAGUGCGCGUCUCUCGUAUGGAUUUCGGCCGGUGCAUCGAUAUAUGUUUAUCGUUCAAAGCUUUGGCCCGUCUGGUGUGAUAAAAAAUCGUUAGAAUCCUUUAUUACAUCCGCAAAGUGCAUUAUUACGCGGCUAUAUGUGGUCUAUAUUCUUGGUGACGAGACGUGGUAUAGAAUAAAAGGCCACGAUAGGAGUAAGACGCAGGUGACUUUGGACACGCACCUUCUUUUACGAUUGUUAUGAAUUUUGAAUACUAAUUAUCAAGGCAAUAAUGGACGACGUAAAAAAGGAAUUGGAUGACUUAUCAGAGGUAUCUCAAAAACUUGCUAAAGGAAUCGUAGAUGUCUACGAAGGGCCUUUAUCUCAAGUUCAGCAAGAAUUGAAUGCUCUAACAUCAAAACAAGAAACAUGUAUUACUCAAAUGCAAGCAGAAAAUAAGAAAAUGUGUGAUGUUCAAGAUGAUAUUGAACUCAAUCAUUUGUUUACAACAGUUGCAAAUUCUCAAAGAAAAUUAUUGGAUAUAAAGACUGAGAUAAUGUCAAUUUGUGAUAGAACAGCCAGAUUAAAAAAGAGAGCAUUGCACUUACAAAAACUAAAGCAAAAAGAAAUUCAAGCUAAAGCUGCUGCUAGCGUCAACAGAGAUGAUUGAAUGCUGCCAAUAUUUUAUACUUUUUUAAUACUAAUUAUAAUUAAGAAUACUACCCUGUGUAAAAAAAUAUAAUCAGAUCUGUUAGU